AUGCCAUGCAGUAAGGUUGCUAUCUCAGGCAGUAAGGUUAUAUAUAUCUCAUGCAGUAAGGUUGCUAUCUCAGGAAGUAAUGUUGCUAUCUCAGGCAGUAAGGUUGCUAUCUCAGGCAGUAAUGUUGCUAUCUCAGGCAGUAAGGUUGCUAUCUCAGGCAGUAAGGUUGCUAUCUCAGGCAGCACAAGGGAGCAAGCGUUCACCUACGCCAUGUCCUCGGUCAGUCUCACGCAUUCUAAAGCGCGCGCUUGCAGUGUGGGAAUCAACACGAACUGCUCGUGCGGUAAACUGUCUCACGAGGCGCCCACGGGGGAUUUCAAGUGGGGCGGGUGCGGGGACGACGUGGAGUUUGGUCUGCGGUUUAGUGAGCUGUUCACCGCCUACCACAACGACAAGAUGUCCAAGAACAAGAAAACGAUGAUGAAUUCGUACAACACGGCCGUCCGGGAAAAGGUCGUUUCGAAUUCCCUAACCACGGCCUGCAAGUGUCACGGUGCUUCCCGUUCCUGCUCCAUCCAAACCUGCUGGAAAGCGCUUGCUGACUUCAAACAAAUCGCUGAGACGCUCUCUAGCAAAUAA
This is a messenger RNA of Dreissena polymorpha, 579 nucleotides long. RefSeq names its product protein Wnt-11b-1-like. Gene Ontology annotation, molecular function: frizzled binding; cytokine activity. The record is from RefSeq and is a predicted model, not a curated record. Bases 1 to 579 code for a protein of 192 amino acids. Gene Ontology annotation, biological process: canonical Wnt signaling pathway; neuron differentiation; multicellular organism development. NCBI's taxonomy places the organism in Eukaryota, Metazoa, Mollusca, Bivalvia, Myida, Dreissenidae. The transcript has 5 exons. Gene Ontology annotation, cellular component: extracellular region.